UGUUAUUUUGACCCACAUUAAAUAUAGAGAGAUAUUGACCUUUACUGUGGUUAAAGUGGUAUAUAAUGAAUGAAGAGUUAGAUCUCUCUGAGAAUAAAAGGAAACAGUCAAAGACUGCAGUUCUUACAGAAGAGGAGAAAAAGGCACAUCACAUUGCUUCGGAGCAGAAGAGAAGAGAGAAUAUACGUUCUGAAUUUGACAGGAUCGUGAGCUUGACGCCCACCUUAACGUCACUGGAAAAUCGGUCGGAGUUAAACAUAUUGACAAAGUCCGCUGAUUAUAUUGAUAAAUUGAAAGAGGAAAAUGAAAAAUUGAUUGCCCUGUGCAGAGCACGAGGGAUUAGUGUACCCGAAGAGUUGAUCUACAAGGGUCCUAGCUCUCAAAUUUAAGUUUGUAAUAUAUGAUAAUGAAGAAA
Molecule: messenger RNA, 415 nt
Organism: [Candida] anglica
Lineage: Eukaryota; Fungi; Ascomycota; Pichiomycetes; Serinales; Debaryomycetaceae
Source: the annotation of a GenBank genome assembly